AAGCAACCCGCGAUGCGCGUAUUUUGUUAUUGCCCGAUUAUCUUUCACCCGCGCUGGUUGUGUGCGCUCGCUUUCCAUAGGAAAAAAACAUCAAUUCAAAAUAUGGAUAUUUAAUAGGCAGAAGCAAUUAACAAUUUGUUUGAGAAAUAUUUAACGGUAUUUGGAUGUUUUAGUUACUCGAUGACCGGUUCACCGCACGUUUUUUCAUUCGAUUCGGAACUGUUGUUGAUGUUUUAGCGAAGCACACCUAAAAAAUACAAAACCACUCACACACACGCGAAACAUAUACACGGUUGUGAUUUGGCGCGCUCUUGUGUGCGUGUGUACGUACAAUAAAAAGCAAAAAGCAACGAAUUUCGGUGUGCAAAAAACAUAAAUCGGCAAGCAAGGAAAUCGGGAAGCCAAAAAAACAAAACAGUGCAAGUUACAGUUAUCCCCAAACGAUAAAAAACCAAAAUUCCUUUUUGAUUUCCAAGAUUUUCAUCUGCGCGGGUGUGUGUGUGUGUGUAACAGCAACAAAUACCAAUACCAGCGCACGGCCAAUAAAGAAGAAGAGGAGCAGCGCGAACCAGAAGAAGAAAGAUGAUGUAAACUUUGUUGUAACCGAAGAAAAAAAAAGAAUAACAUAAAAAACGAGUGAAGAAGAGAACAGAGGAAAACGAGAAAAGUAGUAGUAGUGCUUCGAAUUCUUUAAGUCUUCGAGAGAUUUUUUUGGAGCUCUUCAAAAUGCCAGAAACGGAGCACGAGACUUGCAGCAAGGAGUGGCUGCAGUCGCAGUUGCGAUCGCUGGACUCCAAGGAGAUAAUCCUGCUGGACUGUCGCGGCUCCCACGAGUACAGUGAGUCCCACAUCCGCGGAGCCGUCAACCUCUGCAUCCCCAGCAUCGUCCUCCGGCGCCUGGCGCUGGGCAAAAUCGACCUGGCCUCCACGAUCAAGUCGCCCGAGCUGAAGCAGCGCAUCCAGUCGGGCUACAAGCUCUGCUGGUUCAUCCUCUACAACGGCGAGGGCGUGCCCGGCCCGAAUCAGGAAAUCGCCGGAGCCGGAUCCCUAUCCAUCGCCAUGGACUCCAUCAUCAGCAUCCUGCACCGCCGCCUCAAGCAGGACGGCUGCCGCGUGGUCGCCCUACAAGAUGGCUUUAACAAUUUUCGCCAGGCAUUUCCGGAGUGGUGCGAGGACGAUAAUCAGGCGCACAACAAAGAGAUAGAAUCUAGUCGCAAUGUCCAGACCGAUCAGUUAAUGGGUCUUAGGUCCCUACGCAUUUCCACAACGCUAUCCGAUUCCGCGUGCAGCAGUUCGGCGGAAUCGUCGGAUUGCGAGAGCUCCAGCCACCAUCACCACCACCAAAAUCACCACAAUUACAACGAGGCGCCCGUGGAGAUAAUUCCUGGACUACUCUUCCUGGGAAAUGCCACCCACAGCUGCGACUCAGAAGCAUUGAAAAAGUACAAUAUAAAGUAUGUUUUGAAUGUGACACCAGAUUUGCCAAAUAAGUUCAAGGAGUCCGGCGACAUCAAGUAUCUGCAGAUUCCGAUCACGGAUCAUUACUCACAAGAUUUGGCCAUACAUUUCCCGGAUGCCAUACAGUUUAUAGAGGAAGCGCGGUCCGCAAGCUCGGUGGUGCUGGUCCACUGCCUGGCCGGAGUUUCGCGCUCGGUGACCGUGACGCUCGCCUACUUGAUGCACACCCGGGGCCUGAGUCUCAACGACGCCUUCGCGAUGGUGCGGGACCGGAAGCCGGAUGUCUCGCCCAACUUCCACUUCAUGCAGCAGCUGCUGUCCUUCGAGGGUCAACUGCGCCUGAGACCCGGCUCCAGGUUCUCGUGCAGCUGCAUUGCGCCGGACUGCAAUUGCAUGCAAACCACGGGCUUUAUGGCCGCCCAUUUGGCGAAUGCCACCGGGGUCUCGCCAGACUCCGGCAUCGAGUUCGACCGCUGGACCCCGUCCGACACGGGUCUCAAAUGAGAACAGCUUGGUGGUAAAAGUUUCGUGCUGCCACCAAGUCAGGAGAUGCCAGUUGCAGCUGCCGCCACAUCGCCGCCGCCCAUGUGCCUGGCGGUAAACCCAGACAACAUGUCUCCGGCCAGCACCACCAGCUCGUCCACAUCGACCACGACCACUGCGGAGGCAGUCUCUGUAGUGGAGAUGGUGCAGCAUCGCGAUCAGGAAAUGGCCGAUGAGGACAUCAUAACCAGGGCAGAGGAUGAUGAGGAUGCGGCCUGAAUGGCGGAGCUUUUCCUAACUUGGUUCUCGCGCAAAUCACCCGUAUAAUCACAUACAUAUGAGCCGCUUAUUAAAUAGGGGUACGAAUUCAAACUUUAAUAAAUGUACAAAGUCUUGGAGAAUUACCCAACGUACACUUAUUGAUUAAUACCACAUAAAUAACUUAAUGUUUAGUACAUUUUUAAGUAAAGUGCAGACAAAAUCCAACGUUAUCCACACGCAAACCAACUACACGUAUAUGAAAAAGAAUGAAAACUAAAAUAUAUAAAAUAUAUUUAUAUAUGCGCAGUGUACAUGUUUGUAUCUAACUCCUAAGCCAAGUCAAGAGAAUAAAUAUAUUGAAGCCGAAGCGUAAAUAAACAAACUGGAAACAGUUUCUCUAGGCAAAUAGUUUUACUUUUAGUUUUAAAUUUUACUAAACUCGAAAUCGUUUAUAAAUGUAAAAUUUGUUAUAUUCGGAGCGAUUGGCGAAAGACGGCCUCUAAUAUAAAUAUACUACCACUUAAUUACCGAAUGCCAAGUCAUAUAAGUGUAAAGUGAACUAAAAUCUCGAAUAUCGACAAAUUUUUUAAAUUGAAAACAACAGAAAAAACACUAAACAAAGAAAAUAAAAUACAACUAUUUGCACAAAACAAAUAACGACACUCAAAAAAAAAUCCAUUUCCCAAAAGCAAAACAUUUUUUAUUGUUUUUAAGGGGUGAUCUGAAAAAUAUCGGCAUAGACCAUAAAAAUAAACAGAUUCUAGCAAGGUUUGAGAAUUUGUCUAGAUUAUAGGAAAAGCCGAUUGGUCGCAUAAAGUUGUUUUCUACAAACGAUAUGAUAAAGUUUUAGGACAGAAAGAAGGAAAUGAAUUAAGAGAUUUAUUUGUUAUGUAAUGGAUAAAAAUAAAGUGUAUGUAUCUCAGCUGUACUCCAGUUAGGCAAAGUUGGUACAAAAUUUUAUCAGGUGACGUUUCAAGAAACAAAAAAUAUGAACAAAAAUUCAUCUGAAUAAUGGUUAAUAUGUAAAAGAAACAAAUGAAAAAAACUAAAAAUUCCCAGAAACUUUUUUGGAAAAAUAAGGCUGUGCGCGAUAUAAAAACAAUAUAUAUAUUAACGUGUGUUGAGAAUUCGGAGAAGAAAGGUUGAUAUGCCAGAAUGGAUAGGUUACUUGGAUUUAUAAGAUCGUGAACAACUCUCCUUGGCCCAAGGCUAGGAUUCGUUUCCAGCCGAAGCUCGACUGAUUCGAUUUGAUAAGGAUGGGAGAGAUGCUGAUGUGGUAAGUGAAAGUCAGAAUAUUCUAAAUUUUAAAGCUCAGGAACGAAGGGCAGCCCAUCGGAGUUGCAAGAGGGCGAUAUUAGAAGCUUUGGGAAGUAUAGAACCCAACUUAGGUUGGUCCCACAAAAUAUGCGAGUGCUAAGUCGCACAACAUACCAUAGAAAUCAUGUCCACUCUGAACUGUUUUUAUUGUAAAGCAACCUUAAGUUUCGAAGCAGGACAAGUUUUGAUUGGAAAAACGGCUUUAUUUAAGCCAACGAAUGAGUUUUGAUUAGGCAGCUAAAUACGGAUAAUAAGUUCCUGGUCAAAAGGAAGCUUGCUAAGCUAGUUGCUCUAGCCCGUAAGAUUUUUGCAAAGGAAACCACUACGGUUUUGAACGAGCUUUCCCAGCUAUGAGCCAAACAUCUAGGAAAACUUACUCAAGCAUUAAUCAAGUUUGAAAUGCCAAUUUAUUGUUGAAAGCCUCAGUCAGUAUAAAUAACUAAGAAUACAAUUAAUGAAUAUUGAAAUCGAAGUUAAAGAGGUUCCAGAAACCCGUAAAUAAUUGUGUACCAAACGUUUUGCCACUUAAUAAUUAAGGUAACAAAAAUGUAUUAAACAGUGUUUGCUGAUCCAUACGGCAAAAUCCAAUUUUUAAGGCACAAGGCGAUUCACUUUUUACAAGCUAAUGCGAAAUGGAAUCGAAAUUUGGCUGCCAGGCAGCGCGUUUGUUGCCCAUGCCCCCAAAAUGGGCGUGGCGUGGGAAUAACUGCUGAGAUUUGUUUCCUUUUUGGUUUUUGUUAGCGUAAGAUAAAAGAUUUUACAUAUUGUACAUCUGAGUGUUGAAUUUUUCCAUCAAUAUUUAGCACCGAGAUAAAAAGAUACUCAAGCAACAGUGCCAACAAAUAAAGAGAAAAACCUACAACCAAAUAUAAAUUUGAAUGAAAAACGAAAUUGUACCUUGAGAAAGUCUAAUAAAUACUAUUUACGGCGGUAGCAACCAAUGCAAACAAACCGUUCGAUAAAAAGGCAAACAAUGAGAAAGAGUACCCCUCUGUCAACGUUUAAGGACGAAUAUUCUAUAGCUACCUAGUUGUGUUUUGCACAUUUUGUAAACUUUACAACACGAUGAAGGAAACCGAAUAUCUUAAUAAACGACAGCCCCGCAGCGUUAUAUAUAAUGAUAUAUAUACUUAUACAGGAUACAAGAACAUAACUAAUAAACCCGUUUUUAAAACCCGUGAAA
Messenger RNA from Drosophila erecta, 4702 nucleotides. It is a transcript of the gene Mkp3, whose product is annotated as dual specificity protein phosphatase Mpk3. Gene Ontology annotation, molecular function: MAP kinase tyrosine/serine/threonine phosphatase activity; protein tyrosine/threonine phosphatase activity. Gene Ontology annotation, cellular component: cytoplasm; cytosol. Gene Ontology annotation, biological process: negative regulation of MAPK cascade; protein dephosphorylation. The transcript has 5 exons. The record is from RefSeq and is a predicted model, not a curated record. NCBI's taxonomy places the organism in Eukaryota, Metazoa, Arthropoda, Insecta, Diptera, Drosophilidae. Bases 727 to 1962 code for a protein of 411 amino acids.